Molecule: messenger RNA, 2004 nt
Organism: Ctenopharyngodon idella (grass carp)
Lineage: Eukaryota; Metazoa; Chordata; Actinopteri; Cypriniformes; Xenocyprididae
Exons: 1
Cellular component (GO): membrane
Source: RefSeq, a predicted model, not a curated record
ACUAUCAGCAACCUCUACAUCAUCUUCCUUAUCCUUACCAUCAUCAGCAAUCUUGCACCCUUCAUCACCAACAUUAACAUUGUUAUCAUCAACACCAUCUUCAUCUUCACCAUCACCAGCAGCAGCAUCUUUAUCAGUCGCACUGUCAUCAUCAUCUUCUUCAACACUAUUAUCUACACCAUCUUUAUCAUCUUUACCAUUUUCAUCACCAACAUUACCAUCAUCAACAACAUCUUCAAUACUAUCAUCUCCACCAUCUUCACCAUUCAUAGCACAAUCUUUAUCAGUCCAACUAACAUCAUCAACCCCACCAGCACAGCCCUCACUAUCAGCAACCUCUACAUCAUCUUCCUCAUUAUCAUCAUUAUCAUCAUCAUCAUCAUCUUCAACACUAUCUACACCAUCUUCAUCAUCAAAAUUAACAACAUCAUCAUCAACAUCUUUAAUACUGUCAUCUCCACCAUCUUCAUCAUCUUCACCAUCCAUAGCACCAUCUUCAUUAGUCCCACUAUCGUCAUCAUCAUCUACCCAAGCACAGCCCUCAGUAUCAGCAACCUCCACAUCAUCUUCCUCAUCCUUACCAUCAUCAGCAAACUCACAGCCUCCAUCAUCAUCCCCACCAUCUUCAGCACCAACAUCACCAUCAUCUUUAAUGCUACCAUCUACACUAUCCUUAUCAUCUUCACCAUCCUCAGAACCAUUUUCAACAGUCCUACUAUUGUCGUCAUCAUCAUCAUCAUCUUCAACACUAUCAUUCACAUCAUUUACAUCAUCUUCACCAUCUUCAUCACCAAAAUUAACAUCAUCGUUAUCAUCUUCACCAUCCUCAACACCAUCUUCACCAGUCCCACUAUCUUUGUCAUCAUCACCAUCAAUACUAUCAUCUACACCAUCAUCUCUAUCAUCAACACCAUCUUCAAUACCAUCAGUUACACCAUCCUCAUCAUCUCUAUUAUCAUCAACAUCAAUAAUAUCAUCUACACCAUCCUCAUCAUCUUCACCACUGUCAUCAUCUUCUUUAACACUAUCAUCUAUAGCAUCUUCAUCACCAUCUUCGUCAGCAACAUUAACAUCAGCUGCGACAUCUUUAAUAAUAUCAUCCUUACCAUCCUCAGUUCCAUCUCCAUCAGUCCCACUACUGUCAUUAUCAUCAUCCCUAUCACCUCCAUUUACAUCAUACUUAUCUUCUUCACCAAGCUCACCUCAUCAAUCCUCACCAUCCUCACUGCUACCCUCAUCAUCUUCAUCAUCUUCACCAGCAAUUACUCCAUCUUCAUCACUGCUAACUCCAGCAUCAUUUCCAUCAUCUCUAUCAGCACUGUCAUCAUCAGCAGCCUCAUCAUCAACAACAACCUCAUUUUCAUCAUCCUCAGCAUUAUCAUCACCAGCGUCACAACCUACUUCAUCAUCCUUACCAUCAUCAUCAUCAUCAUCAGUAAUCUCACCACGAAUAACAACAACAUCAUUCCCUAUUUCUCCACAACCCUCAUUGAUUUCACCAACUACACCACCAUCUACAUCAUUGUCACUUUCGGCAACACCAAUACCAUCAUCAUCACUAACCUCAGCACCAAAUUCGCCAUCCCCACCAUUGUCUUCAUCAAUAACUUUCCCAUCAUUAUCACCAGCAGCAACACCAUCAUCCCAUUUUUCUCCACAACCCUCAUUGAUUUCACUAACUACACCACUAUCUUCACCAUCCACACUUUUAACAACACCAAUAAUACCACCAACACUAGCCUCAGCACCAUCUUCAUCACCUCAUUCACCAUUGUCUUCAUUAAUAACCUCACCACCAGCAGCAACACCAUCAUCCCCUUUUUCACCACCAUCCUUACUGACUUCACCAACUACACCACCAUCUUCAUCAUCACCAAACUCUCAAUCAUUCUCUGCAUCCUCAUCAUCGCAUUCAUCAACACUUACCUCAGUAUCAUCAUCCUCACCACCAUCAUCAUCAUCAUUAUCAUUACAGCCAUCAUCACCGACCUCCCGCUCAUUUAG